AGCGGAGAACUACGCGAUUGGCGUGGAAAGGGUGGUAGCGUAUCACGAAGUUGUGAUCAUACCUAUUUAUUUAGUCAUGUUCGUGGUCAUAACCUAAAUAUGAAGUUAGUUUGGUUUUUCUUCUAUGAAAUUGUGGCGUUGUCCGAACGAUGAUGGGAAUUUAUACUACUGUGCAAUGUACAAAAUAUAAUCGUGAAAAACAUGAAAACAAAAGAAAUACUAAGUCAAACCGACUUGUUAUGUGACCGCGUUUACCAUUCAGUGCUAAUUUAUGAACUAUUUAAAUUAAAAGUUAAUCGACCGAUAUGGUGAAUAAGUGCAGUGUAACUGGUUGCAAAAGCCUGUAUUCGAAGGAAGACAAUGUCAAAGUUAGAUUACACAGGUUUCCUCUAUCGAAUCCAGAAACGCUACCUGUGUGGAUAGCUGCAACCGGUAGGGAAAAAGAUUGGAAACCUUGUAAAAGUAGUAGAUUAUGUGGCAAUCAUUUUGAAAAUUCUGAAUACAUAAUUGGCCAUGGGAAAAAUGUUUUGAAGGCAACCUCGGUCCCAACAAUUGAAUAUCGUGUAGAUGUUUUGAGAUACAACAGAAGGAAGUCACUAAAUUGUUGUGAUAUGGAGCAAACUAAUAAGUCUUUAAAAGUCGAGCCAGAUAGUAGUGAUACAAAUGUUGAAAUUGUCCAACUCGACUAUAAUGAUAUGUACAAUUUAAAGUAUGAACAACAAAAUAAGGGUGAAAAUUAUGAUCACGAAGAAUCUUAUUUUAAAAAUGAAAAUGAAAAAUGUACAAAAAAAAAUGAUCAUCAUGUUAUAAAGUCGGAGAAUAGUUAUAACAGCGGAGAUGAAGCUAGUCAUGACGGUGCCAUAAAGAACGAAUAUGAAGAUUCCAACUAUGAACUAAAACAUGAUAUUUGUAACAGAGAAAACCAAUGUUACAUGUUUACAAGCAGUUUCAAGGAAGGCGCCGAACCUAUAGUUUUAACACCUCCAGAAGAACCAUUAAAUAUGAAUAUCGACCAAACAACAGCAGAUUUAAAUUUUAAGAAAAUUAUGGAUUUAAAAUUAAAAAAACAAUUGCGCACUAAAAAUAUUUAUUCAUUAUACUUCAAAGCUUUGAAGAAAAAAAGGUUUCCAAAACAAGAAAAAUAUAAAAAUUCUUUCAACAAUGAUGAUGCAGAUUCAUUUGCCGCAUUUAUAGGAGCUCAAAUGAAAGAUUUACGUCCAUAUAGAAAGGUUUAUUUAAGUGCAAAACACAAAAUUCAAAAAAUUCUUAUGAAAGCACAGCUUAAAAUAACAAAUUGAAACUAAGUUAACCAAGAUUAAAAAGUGACAUUAUGAUAAGUAGUUAUUGUAUAUACAUAAUAUAAACUAUUAAAAUUAUGUUGUAUUGUAAAAUAUUAAUGUACCUAGAAUAUUUUUUUUAAUCUAAUAUGUAAGUUAACAAAUGUAUAUUUUAUAACUAUAUAGUAUAAGUGUUUAAUUUAAUUUAUACAUUAAUACACUAUUAUUAAAUAAAAAAAAUUUUUAUUUAUAAAGUUUGACUU
Molecule: messenger RNA, 1540 nt
Organism: Metopolophium dirhodum (rose-grain aphid)
Lineage: Eukaryota; Metazoa; Arthropoda; Insecta; Hemiptera; Aphididae
Product: THAP domain-containing protein 1-like
Exons: 6
Coding region: 306-1298 (330 amino acids)
Source: RefSeq, a predicted model, not a curated record